UUAUCAGGCCGCUUACCAAAAGACAUUUGCUCGCAUAACAACCUUCAAAGACUCAAACUACUUAGCCUGUGGGCGAACAAAUUGGAGGGAGAUAUACCAUUGAGUUUGGGUCAAUGUACACAACUUGAGAGUAUUGACUUGGCAAUGAACAACUUUGGUGGAAAUGUCCCUCGAGAAAUUGGGAACAUCACACAGCUUAAGGAAUUAUACCUUCACCAGAACAAUUUGAAAGGUGAUAUUCCGAAAGAGAUUGGUUAUCUUAAUUAUUUAGAGGUAUUGAGCAUGAGCGACAACAAUCUCAAUGGACGAUUACCAAGACAACUUUGGAAUGUCACGACUCUUCGUGAAUUAAACAUUGCCAACAUCUCUUUAAGUGGUGGUAUUCCGAAAGAGAUUGAUAAUCUUAAUAAUCUAGAGAUAUUAGACAUGAGAGGAAACAAUCUUAGUGGACCAUUUCCAAGACAAAUCUUGAACAUCACAAGUCUCCGUGAACUAUACCUUGGUGGCGCCUCUUUAAAUGGUAUGUCUGCACUACUCUUUAAGCCAAAACUUUAG
This is a messenger RNA of Salvia miltiorrhiza (redroot sage), 555 nucleotides long. Its product is annotated as probable leucine-rich repeat receptor-like protein kinase At5g63930. The transcript is spliced from 3 exons. NCBI's taxonomy places the organism in Eukaryota, Viridiplantae, Streptophyta, Magnoliopsida, Lamiales, Lamiaceae. Gene Ontology annotation, molecular function: protein binding. Bases 145 to 555 code for a protein of 136 amino acids. The record is from RefSeq and is a predicted model, not a curated record.